GGGGGCGAGCGACCGAGCGCGGCGACGCGGGACCGAGGUGUGUGAGGCUUCCGGGCAGACCCGGGCACGGGCGCCGCCUGCGCAGCCUUCGCGCGCUCUCCCUGCCUUCCCUCUCGACCCUCUCUCUCUUUCUCUCGGGUCCUCCUGGGCGGGGGACGGGGAGUGGCAAUUCGACGACAGGUUCUCGGGGUUGCCUCCCACGCCCCCAGCCUCCCGUCGUCGUCCUGUGCUGGCUGCAGCCUCCUCAGGGAAGCGUCCCUCUCCUGCUGCCGCCUCCGCCCUUCCAGUGCGCUCCUUUCCCCCCUCUUACCAUUUAAAUAGUAUUUGGGAAUUGUUUAAAUGUUUUUUAAAAAAUAGGGAGGCCGGAAUCGGAGUUGUGGAGAAGCAGAGGGACUCAGUGUGGUGUAAAGGAAUUCAUUAGCCAUGGAUGUAUUCAUGAAAGGACUUUCAAAGGCCAAGGAGGGAGUAGUGGCUGCUGCUGAAAAAACCAAACAAGGUGUGGCAGAAGCAGCAGGAAAGACAAAAGAGGGUGUUCUCUAUGUAGGUUCCAAAACCAAGGAGGGAGUGGUUCAUGGUGUGACAACAGUGGCUGAGAAGACCAAAGAGCAAGUGACAAACGUUGGAGGGGCGGUGGUGACUGGUGUGACAGCAGUAGCCCAGAAGACUGUGGAGGGAGCAGGGAGCAUUGCAGCCGCCACUGGCUUUGGCAAAAAGGACCAGCUGGGCAAGAGUGAAGAAGGAGCCCCACAGGAAGGAAUUCUGGAAGAUAUGCCCGUGGAUCCUGACAAUGAAGCUUAUGAAAUGCCUUCCGAGGAAGGGUAUCAAGACUAUGAACCUGAAGCCUAAGAAAUACUUUUGCUCCCAGUUUCUUGAGAUCUGCUGACAGACGUUCCAUGCUGUACAAGUGCUCAGUCCCAGUGUGCCCAGUCAUGACAUUUUCUCAAAGUUUGCAGUGUAUUUUGAAGUCUUCCAUCAGCAGUGAUUGAUGUAUCUGUACCUUCCCCCACUCAGCAUUUCGGUGCUUCCCUCUCACUGAAGUGAAUAUAUGAUAGCAGGAUCCUUGUGUACUGUGGAUAUUGUGGCUUCAAAUCCAAAAUGCUAAAACAAAUUAAAACACCUAAGUGACUACCACUUAUUUCUAAACCUUCACUAUUUUUUUGUUGCUGUUGAUAAGUUGUGAAUGAUUUAUUAUCAUAUAUAAUAUAAGAUUUGUAGGUGUCUUUUAAUGAUUCUGUCUAAGAAUAAUGAUGUAUUGUGAAAUUUGUUAAUAUAUACAAUACUUAAAAACGUGAGCAUGAAGCUAUGCACCUAUAAAUAUUAAUUAUGAAAUUUUACUGUUUUGUGAUGUGUUUUAUUAACUUGUGUUUGUACAUAAAUGGUGAAAAAAUAAAAUGCUAUCUCAUUACAAAAAUA
Messenger RNA from Galeopterus variegatus (Sunda flying lemur), 1413 nucleotides. RefSeq names its product synuclein, alpha (non A4 component of amyloid precursor) (gene SNCA). The record is from RefSeq and is a predicted model, not a curated record. Gene Ontology annotation, biological process: synaptic vesicle endocytosis; synapse organization; chemical synaptic transmission. Gene Ontology annotation, cellular component: neuronal cell body; cytoplasm; axon terminus. The coding region runs from base 424 to 846 and encodes 140 amino acids. Gene Ontology annotation, molecular function: cuprous ion binding. NCBI's taxonomy places the organism in Eukaryota, Metazoa, Chordata, Mammalia, Dermoptera, Cynocephalidae. The transcript is spliced from 6 exons.